AUGGGGGCAGCCGGGGGUGACAGGAGCACACUAGGGAGCGCUACAGCCAAGGGAGCAGCUGGGGGCGAUCGGAGCACCCCAGAGAGAGCAGCAGCCAGGGGGGCAGCCGGGGGUGACUGGAGCACCCCUGGGAGUGCAACUGCCAGGGGGGCAGCCGGGGGUGACCGGAGCACCCCUGGGAGUGCUACAGCCAGGGGGGCAGCCGGGGGUGACUGGAGCACCCCAGGGAGCGCUACAGCUAGGGGAGCAGCUGGGGGUGACAGGAGCACCCCUGGGAAUGCUACAGCCAGGGGGGCAGCCGGGGGUGACCGGAGCACCCCAGAGAACACAGCAGCCUGGGGGGCAGCCGGGAGUGACCGGAGCACCCCAGAGAACACAGCAGCCUGGGGGGCGGCCGGGAGUGACCGGAGCACCCGAGGGAGAGCAGCAGUCAGGGGGGCAGCCGGGGGUGACCAAAGCACCCCACGGAGUGCUACAGCCAGGGGGGCAGCCGGGGGUGACCGGAGCACCCCGGGGAGUGUUACAGCCAGGGGGGCAGCCGGGGGUGACCGGAGCACCCCUGGGAGUGCUACAGCCAGGGGAGCAGCUGGGGGUGACCGGAGCACCCCUGGGAGUGCUACAAACAGGGGGGCAGCCGGGGGUGACCGGAGCACCCCAGGGAGUGCUACAGCCAGGGGGGCAGCCGGGGGUGACCGGAGCACCCCUGGGAGUGCUACAGCCAGGGGGGCAGUCGGGGGUGACAGGAGCACCCUAGGGAGCGCUACAGCCAGGGGAGCAGCUGGGGGCGAUUGGAGCACCCCAGAGAGAGCAGCAGCCAGGGGGGCAGCCGGGGGUGACCGGAGCACCCGUGGGAGUGCUACAGCCAGGGGGGCAGCCGGGGGUGACUGGAGCACCCCAGGGAGUGCUACAGCCAGGGGGGCAGCCGGGGGCGACCGGAGCACCCCUGGGAGUGCUACAGCCAGGGGGGCAGCCGGGGGUGACCGGAGCACCCCAGAUAGAGCAGCAGCCAGGGGGGCAGUCAUUGGACGACCGGGAGCAGCAGUUGGAGGAGUGGUGCCGACUUUUGGAGGGCUGCUGCCGAACCACAUGAGGGUAUGCCGGGCGGCUGAGGCGGAGAGGCGCGCACAGGCACUUGGCUCGACCCCGUCACUGGUGGAGACCGGCACGCAGGAGCGACCGACGCCGCGGGAAUUUGGGGACGAGGCGUGGGCCGGGGUUACGUCUUGGGAAUGGGAAGCAUUUUUCAGUGUGGUGGCGGUUGGAGGGAGGACAGUGCGCCGGAUCCCACAGCGGGCUCGGCCGGGGGUCUUAGACGCGCUCUGUUGCGUCUUAAAGCGUUUGAAGAGCCGACCAGGGGAUGAAGCCGCUACCCUCCUACUCUUGGCUUUUCCGCGCCUCAUCCUAGCCGUGCCUCCCAAGCCAGGCAUAGGACAGAAGGCGCUGAUCAUAGAGCGGUUGGGGGCGUUUUGGGAGGGGAGGUGGCGGGAGCUGUUCGACUCCGCCAUGGUGGCGGCGCGGCCAGCAGUGCGCCCACUUGCCUACACUUGCUCUGACCAGGACCCGGAUGCCAUCCGCCUGUCACGGUGCCGAUCUCGGUGUAAAGUGGGAGAGUGGAGCCGCGGAUUGGCUUGCCUUACGGCAGGGGAGUUGGCCCGGCCGUCUGAGGCCAUGGUGCAGUCGCUGCGAGAGAAGCACCCUGGUAGCACUAGCGAGGUACCACAGUGGGUCCGUGAUUUCACCGUCGAUGCUCCUCAGCGGCCUCCACUCACGGCCGACAUCCUGGCCAGAACUAUCCAUACAGCCGCUCGCGCUUCAGCAGCAGGGCCAUCGGGGUGGGUCACGGAGCAUCUGCGCGACACCUUCCUCACUGAACCUUCCUGCCUUUCCCACCUGUUGGAGGUGUUCAACCAAUGGGUGGCGGGACAGGUCCCCGAGCGGGCUCGGCCCUGGCUCGCCGCAUCCAACCUAGUUGGGCUUUCCAAGCCUAACGGCGACGUCCGGCCGGUCGCGAUUGGGGAAGUGCUUCCGCGUAUCCUUGCUCGAGCUCUCUGCAUCUCGCUCCGCCCUACGAUGGCUUCCUACUUUCUGCCGUGCAACCAGCUGGGAGCGGGCACCAGGGCCGGGGUGGAGAUUCUUACCCAUUCUUUCCGGUCAGCGCUGGCUACUCACCCCGACUGGUGUGCGCUGCAGAUAGAUGUCGCGAACGCCUUCAAUUCGUUUCACCGUCAUGCGAUGUUUGAGGGGCUGCGGGAGUCGCCUUUCUCAGGGUUGAUCCCAUUCUUACGUGUUUUCUACGGGACACCUAGCGAUCUGUACCUCCGAGCGGGCCCUUUUGUACAGAGCCUUGAGUCGGCACGAGGAUCGCGGCAGGGGGACCCGCUCGGCCCUUUUCUUUUCGCGUUCACGCAGCAGCAGGUGAUGGAGUCGGUGACUAGAGAGUUCAGGGACCUACUUUUCCUGAGCUACGCAGACGAUACCUAUAUCCUGGGACCGGCGGCUAGGAUUCUAGAGGCGUUUGGGGUGCUGCGGGAGCGGUUGGAAUGGGUGGGGCUGGAGGUGCAGGCGCACAAGUGCCGGUUUUGGGAGCGCGAGGGCGGGGAUGUGGAGCGGGCAUUGCCAUUGGGGAUGCAGCGGGUGGAGGAGGGUCUCACUGUGGUGGGCGUGCCUAUUGGAGAGGAGGGUUGGGAGGUGACCCGGUUACGGGAGCGGCUUAGACAAUUGCAGGCGCCAUUGCCAUGGCUCCCCCUGCUCGACCACCCCCAGAUGGCUUCACAUCUCCUCGCCAUUGCAGUUUCAGCACGGCCGAUGUACCUGGCCCGGACUAUGCCGCCGCGUCCGGAGGUGGUGGAGGCCUUCAGGGAUUGGGAUAGCUGUCUGGAGGAUUGCUUUGAGCAGCUUUUCCCACCUGGCACUUGGGAGCAUGACCCCGACCGGUCUAGGCGCGCGCGCAUGCAGCUGCAUCUCCCUGUGCGACUCGGAGGGUUUGGGAUCCGGGCAGCAGCCUCUUUGAGUCCGCUGUCCUAUGUUUGUGGGUGGGCGCAGGCUGCGCGUGAUAUUGCACAGUUGGGGGUGGCGGGCGAGGAGGCGAUGUUUGCGGAGUACCUCACCACUUCGGCAGGGGCGGAGUUUCUUGACCCGUGGUUUGCCAAGGCUCUUGAGCAGCUGCCUGCGACUAUACGCCAGGAGAUGCCGGGCUUACCUCUGUGCGUAGCGGCCCCUCCUCUUCGGCUUUUCCAGGCGCGGCAGCGGUUGUUGGCGGUAGAGGAGCUCCAGAAACUGCGUCGCUCGGCUCGUGACGAUGCCACCCUGGCCCGUUUCACAUCCCUUCAGGGCCCGGGGGCUGGUGCAUGGGUUUCGGCGGUUCCGGCUCACUCAGAUCUCACAUUCACUGCGGCGGAGUGGGGCAUUGCUGCUGCUAUACGGCUCGGGCUCCCAAUUCAGCAGCUGCAGGUGGCGGGGAGGUGUGUUUGUGGCACAGCAUAUGUUGACCCAGCAGACCCGCAUCAUGCCCUGAGAUGCAAGCACCAGCAUGGUCCAUCUCGGGUACAUGAUGAGGUGAAGUUUGUGGUGGCGAAGAUCUCUAAGGCGUCUGGGGGGGUGGUGACAAUGGAGGAUAGUGUGGUGCUGCAGGGGAAGCGGGUUGAUGUGGCGGUGCGACGACCAAUGGCUGGAGAGGCUCACGCCCUAGAGAUCAGCGUGCGACGACCAAUGCGGGCGUCAAAUAGGCGUGGCGGCAAGAGAAUGGGAGCGUCGUGGCUUCGUCAGCAGGGAGAUGCGCACGUGGGGCUAGCUGUGUCGCGGGGGGCUUGUCGGGAGGACGACACUGUGUUUUCGGCUUAUCUUCUAGGGUCACUGAAGGCGCUCAUCGGGGUGGCGUUGCAACGUGCGCAAGCCCGUGUCAUCCUGCUUCGAGAGGCGUCUUCUAUGGGGGGGAUUAACGUUGACUUGGUGGACCGGGAGUGGGACGAUGGCGAUGCGGAAGGCGGGGCUCUCUGGGUGGAGGCCCCGUACAUGGUGGAUUCGGUGUUGUGA
This is a messenger RNA of Closterium sp. NIES-65, 4032 nucleotides long. The record is from the annotation of a GenBank genome assembly. NCBI's taxonomy places the organism in Eukaryota, Viridiplantae, Streptophyta, Zygnematophyceae, Desmidiales, Closteriaceae.